GCUUUGUUCGCAUGGGUGCCAAAGAUAAUAUCAUGGCUGGCCAGAUACAUUUUUAACUGAGCUUUCAGAAACUGCAACAAUGCUGUCUUCAGCCACUCGUAAUUCAUUGGUGGCUCUUGAUGAGCUUGGGCGUGGGACCUCAACUUCUGAUGGGCAAGCCAUUGCGCAAGUCUUUUGUGGGACUGGAAUACUUCUAUACCCUAUGAUGUCUUUAUUAAUAUUUGAUAUUUGAUUUCUUACCUAUGCAGGGAAUCUGUUCUAGAACAUUUUGUGCGGAAGGUUCAGUGUCGUGGAUUGUUUUCUACACAUUAUCAUCGAUUAGCUAUUGAUUAUUACAAAGAUCCCAAGGUCUCCCUCUGCCAUAUGGCAUGCCAAGUUGGUAGUGGAACAAUUGGCGUGGAUGAAGUCACCUUUCUUUAUAGGCUGACCCCUGGUGCAUGUCCCAAGAGCUAUGGUGUUAAUGUUGCACGGUUGGCAGGGCUUCCAACUUCCGUGCUUCAGAAGGCUGCUGCUAAGUCCAAAGAAUUUGAGGCCUCUUAUGGUAAAUCUAGAAAUGCGUCUCUUGAAACAAACUCUUCAAAUCAGGAAUGGGUUGAUGAGAUGAUAGUUGUAAUGAAAAUGUUGAACAAGGCUGCUGCAAAUUUGAGUUAUCAGGAAGGUGGUUGUGACAGCUCCCUCCAUGAACUUAAGAGUAGAGCAAGAGAACUUAUGCAGCGAUGUUAAUUGCUGUAGAGAAUCUAGAUAUG
Arachis stenosperma is the source of this 746-nucleotide messenger RNA. RefSeq names its product DNA mismatch repair protein MSH6-like. Bases 364 to 723 code for a protein of 119 amino acids. Lineage: Eukaryota; Viridiplantae; Streptophyta; Magnoliopsida; Fabales; Fabaceae. Gene Ontology annotation, molecular function: mismatched DNA binding; ATP binding; ATP-dependent DNA damage sensor activity. The record is from RefSeq and is a predicted model, not a curated record. Gene Ontology annotation, cellular component: nucleus. Gene Ontology annotation, biological process: mismatch repair. The transcript has 4 exons.